AGCCGUCUCUACUAAUACGUCUUGUUGGAAGAGUAUGAGCUUGACAGUGACGACCUAGACGACGCCGCACUCGAACAGCUGCAAGCCGGGCGGGACAGACCCCGCAGGUCGAGGCGAAACAAUGAGCAGUCGAUGCCUCUUCUUGUUGGCCUGCUCGACUCAGCAACUGCAAGACGCAGCGUAGACGGCUCGCUACAGCUAGAACGCCGAACGGAGCGUGGGGAGGAGCUGUCAGACGAGAAUAUAGAUCUUGAGGAACUUGCAGCCAAGCGCACAGCCGGCGGCGGGAUGCUAGACUCGAUAGCGAACAUGGCGAACUCAAUAUUGGGUGCAGGUAAUGCACUGCUUUUGCUCCGCCUACCAUAUGCUGUCAGACAAGCAGGAUUUGUUACUGGCAUAAUCCUACUAGUGGUCCUGUCCGGAGUGACCGACUGGACGAUACGCCUCAUCGUCACAAAUGCGAAGAUGAGCGGACAGAGCUCAUAUAUUGGGAUCAUGAAUCAUUGCUUUGGCUCGAGUGGUCGGGCAGCUGUGUCCUUCUUCCAGUUUGCUUUCGCGUUUGGAGGGAUGUGUGCUUUUGGCAUCAUCAUAGGGGACACAAUACCGCACGUUAUUCGCUCUGUCUUUCCUCACCUCUACGCCGUACCUGUCCUUUCUCUGUUUACAAAUCGCCAGUUCGUCAUUGCUCUCUGCACGAUCUGCGUCUCUUACCCGCUCUCGCUCUACCGUGACAUCCACAAGCUUUCGCGUGCAUCGGGCCUCGCACUAGUGGGCAUGGUCAUCAUCGUCUCGUCUGUGCUCGUCGAGAGUGAGCACGUUCCGCCCGAGCUCCAGGGUGAUCCGACGAAGCGCUUCACGAUCAUUGGUCCCGGGCUAUUCCAGGCGAUCGGUGUCAUCAGCUUCGCAUUCGUCUGCCACCAUAAUUCACUGCUCAUCUAUGGGAGCUUGCAGACGCCUACGCUCGAUCGUUUCGCGAAAGUCACACACAUAUCGACGGCGAUGUCGCUCGUCGCAUGUUGUGUGCUCGCGAUAUCGGGCUAUCUAGUGUUCACGGACAAGACGCAAGGGAACAUCCUGAACAAUUUUGCUGCAAACGACACGUUGAUCAACGUCGCUCGCUUCUGUUUUGGCCUAAACAUGUUCACGACCCUUCCGCUGGAACUGUUCGUGUGUCGAGAAGUCGUAGAACAAUUUUUCUUCUCGCACGAGCCCUUCAGCAUGCAGCGGCAUGUCUUCUUCACCACCGUGAUUCUCUUCUCUUCUAUGACCCUAUCCCUCAUGACAUGCGACCUCGGCGUGAUGCUCGAGAUCACUGGCGGCGCCUCCGCCACCGCACUCGCGUUUAUCUUCCCUUCGGCGUGCUACCUCAAGCUCGUUGACCAGAGCACGCCGUGGUACCACCACAGCAAGCUCGGGCCGAUCGUAUGCACCGCGUUCGGGCUCAUAGUCAUGUGCAUCUCAAUGUUCCUCGCGCUCGGCAAGGUAUGGACGCCCGAGGGCGACGUCAAAAUCUGCUCAUAGCACGUUCAAGCGGGCCCAGAUGGGGGCACCUCCUCAUUGCUCAAAGAGGAGAUAGAGGCGGAUAGAUACACAGCCGUAUAAUAUGUGGACCAUACACCGGACGGACUUGAUGACUUGUAUAUCUAAGUGUAUUUGGCCGGUCAUGGCGCGACAAGCUCCCCGAGGCCCUUGACUGCGCUGAGGUCCUCGAUGCGCACGCCUUUCGCCGUGCUCUCGCUCGCGGAGAGCGGUGACACGCUGAGCGCGGUCCAACCCUGCCAGAGCGCCUCUACGCGGCUCGAGGGCAACUGUUCCGCGGGGAUGUCUACCGGGUCGAACACGAGUACCCAAAUGGCGUCAUAGCCUCCCGCUGGGGAUUCGAGUCGGCGUGCUGUUCAUGGCUGUAAGCAAGGGAGAGGACGCACCUCCGGGAACACCGCCGCCGAUGACGCCCGCGACGGACGCGCAAGCGUUGAGCAGCUGUGUCUGCUCUGGAGGCUCGAUCGGCACGCCGGCUUUGACGCCCAUUUCGCGCAUGUUUGCGCGGAUUUCCUGGUACUGCGGAUCAGCUCUGCAGAUUUCCGGGUCGCUGGUGGGCGACAGACCUCAGAUAGUCGGCGCGCCUCUGCCCAGGCCUCGAUGAUCUUGAGCUUGUCGUCCGGAAUGCUGGGGUGCGCGAGCCACUGAGGAGUCGCGUUAGUGAGAAGAGAUAUAGCGACAUGGGGGAGUGGGUGUACCUGUGCACUCUGCAGGCUGGCAAGGUAUCGUACGACGACAACAUACAAUUCGGACUGUGUGGCGUGCAACUCUGAGAGCUGCAGGAGUGCUUUGCUCAACGCUUGGUUAUGCGCAUUCAGCGUCUCCCACAGCGCAUCCGCUACAUACACAGUGAGAAAGCGGCCAGAGAGAUACAGGACAUGGUCUGUACCUUCAGCGGAGCUCUCCUUCCGCCACUUCAGGACCUUUCCAACGAGUGACGGCGUGUCGCUACCUGCGUCGACGUCGGCGAGCAUGAGGCGAGUAUAUGGGGGAAGCCUGAACGGCGCGACGCGAUAGUCCCAUGCCGGAUUCGAUGUUGAAAGGAUGCGCGAGAGGGAUUGUACCGAUUCCUAUGUUAACGCGUUAGUUCCGGGCUGUACAUGAAAUCGCGCGAUAAGAGUAACAUUUGCGUUGUACAUGCGGAAGAGCCUUGGGAAGACUUACCAGAUGGUUUUCCAUGAGCGGCUGGAUGACCUGCGGGUCGAAGCGUGUGUAUAUCUGGCUACCGAAGACGGCAGAUGAGACAUCGAAGCCGCUGCCGACCUUACCCUGUGCAAGGCAGUGAAUGUACUGCGAAACGUUGUGUGCGAGCUUGCGGCCCUCGCUCGCGCUCUCGAGCCCGCCCUGAGACGUGAACGAGUCGCCGGCGAUGAUGCCGAGGUGCAGGAGCAGCGCAGAGACGAGCGAGGUGAUGAGCGCGGCGGAGGAGCCCAGUCCGGUCUUGUGCACUUCGGGCAGUCUCACGCCAGUGUGCAGGAAUGGCGGAAGUUGUGCGAGCGAUGCAAGGGUCGCGGGGAGGUUCCUGCUUGCGAGCUGGAAACGAAGAAUCAGCAAUUACAAUGACGGUCAGUUAAGGGAAACAGCGAGACUAGUACGGACUACAAGGGAUCGCCGCGGGACCUUGUUGAAAAGCGUGGGUUUUCGACGACAUUGCAACAACGCCCCGCGACGAUACAACAGGUAUGAGCCAGGAAACCUGGCGCCUAGGAUGGCC
This is a messenger RNA of Phanerochaete carnosa HHB-10118-sp, 3253 nucleotides long. RefSeq lists its product as uncharacterized. Lineage: Eukaryota; Fungi; Basidiomycota; Agaricomycetes; Polyporales; Phanerochaetaceae. Gene Ontology annotation, molecular function: amino acid transmembrane transporter activity. The transcript is spliced from 6 exons. Bases 133 to 1521 code for a protein of 462 amino acids. Gene Ontology annotation, cellular component: endoplasmic reticulum. Gene Ontology annotation, biological process: amino acid transmembrane transport. The record is from RefSeq and is a predicted model, not a curated record.